UAUAACCUUUUUCUUAGCAUACAUCUGUGGAUGGAUAUACGGAACCACACAUCCAGCCUACCAAAUCAAGUAGCAGACAGAACAUCCCCCGGUGUAGAAACUCCAUUACAUCAGCAACAGAUGAACAGCCUCACAUUGGAAAUUACCGUUUACAAAAAACAAUAGGGAAGGGGAAUUUUGCCAAAGUGAAAUUGGCAAGACAUGUUCUAACUGGUAGAGAGGUUGCUGUGAAAAUAAUAGACAAAACUCAGCUAAAUCCUACCAGUCUACAAAAGUUGUUUCGAGAAGUAAGAAUAAUGAAGAUACUGAAUCAUCCUAAUAUAGUGAAAUUGUUUGAAGUUAUAGAAACUGAGAAGACUCUCUAUUUAGUCAUGGAGUAUGCAAGUGGGGGUGAAGUGUUUGAUUACUUAGUUGCCCAUGGAAGAAUGAAAGAGAAAGAGGCCCGUGCAAAAUUUAGGCAGAUUGUGUCUGCCGUACAGUAUUGCCAUCAAAAGUGCAUUGUUCACCGUGAUCUUAAGGCUGAAAAUCUUCUCCUUGAUGCUGAUAUGAAUAUUAAAAUUGCUGACUUUGGUUUUAGUAAUGAAUUCACAGUCGGGAACAAAUUGGACACAUUUUGUGGAAGCCCACCCUAUGCCGCUCCUGAGCUUUUCCAAGGAAAGAAGUAUGACGGGCCCGAGGUGGACGUUUGGAGUCUUGGCGUCAUUCUGUAUACAUUAGUCAGUGGUUCCUUGCCUUUCGAUGGCCAGAAUUUAAAGGAACUGCGGGAGCGAGUCUUGCGAGGGAAGUACCGUAUCCCCUUCUACAUGUCCACAGACUGUGAAAAUCUUCUGAAGAAAUUAUUAGUGCUGAAUCCAAUAAAGAGAGGCAGCUUGGAACAAAUAAUGAAAGAUCGAUGGAUGAAUGUUGGUCAUGAAGAAGAAGAAUUAAAGCCAUAUACUGAGCCUGAACCAGACUUCAAUGAUACAAAAAGGAUAGACAUUAUGGUCACCAUGGGUUUUGCACGAGAUGAAAUAAAUGAUGCCUUAAUAAGUCAGAAAUACGAUGAAGUUAUGGCUACUUAUAUUCUUCUAGGUAGAAAACCACCUGAAUUCGAAGGCAGUGAAUCGCUAUCCAGUGGAAACUUGUGUCAGAGGUCCCGGCCCAGUAGUGACCUAAACAACAGCACUCUUCAGUCCCCUGCUCACCUGAAGGUCCAGCGAAGCAUCUCAGCAAAUCAGAAGCAGCGGCGUUUUAGUGAUCAUGCUGGUCCAUCCAUUCCCCCUGCCGUAUCAUACACUAAAAGGCCUCAGGCUAACAGUGUAGAAAGUGAACAGAAAGAGGAGUGGGACAAAGAUGUGGCUCGUAAACUUGGCAGCACCACAGUUGGAUCAAAAAGCGAGAUGACUGCAAGCCCACUUGUGGGUCCAGAGAGGAAAAAAUCUUCAACUAUUCCAAGCAACAAUGUGUAUUCUGGAGGUAGCAUGGCAAGAAGGAAUACAUACGUCUGUGAGAGGACCACAGAUCGAUACACAGCAUUGCAGAAUGGAAAGGACAGCAGCCUUACAGAGAUGUCUGCAAGUAGCAUAUCUUCCACCGGCUCUGCUGUGGCCUCUGCUGUUGCCUCAGCCCGACCCCGACACCAGAAGUCUAUGUCCACUUCUGGUCAUCCUAUUAAAGUCACACUGCCAACCAUUAAAGAUGGCUCUGAAGCUUACCGGCCUGGUACAACCCAAAGAGUGCCUGCUGCUUCCCCAUCUGCUCACAGUAUUAGUGCCACCACUCCAGACCGGACCCGCUUUCCCCGAGGGAGUUCAAGCCGAAGCACUUUCCAUGGGGAGCAGCUCCGGGAGCGUCGCAGUGCUGCUUAUAAUGGGCCACCUGCUUCGCCAUCCCAUGAAACGGGUGCAUUUGCACAUGCCAGAAGGGGAACGUCCACUGGUAUAAUAAGCAAAAUCACAUCCAAAUUCGUUCGCAGGGAUCCAAGUGAAGGCGAAGCCAGUGGCAGAACCGACACCUCAAGAAGUACGUCAGGGGAAGCAAAAGAAAGAGACAAGGAAGAGGGUAAAGAUUCCAAGCCGCGUUCUUUGCGGUUCACAUGGAGUAUGAAGACCACUAGUUCAAUGGACCCUAAUGACAUGAUGAGAGAAAUCCGAAAAGUGUUAGAUGCAAAUAACUGUGAUUAUGAACAAAAAGAGAGGUUUUUGCUUUUCUGUGUCCAUGGAGAUGCUAGACAGGAUAGCCUCGUGCAGUGGGAGAUGGAAGUCUGCAAACUGCCACGUCUGUCACUUAAUGGGGUUCGUUUCAAGCGAAUAUCUGGGACUUCUAUUGCCUUCAAGAACAUUGCAUCCAAAAUAGCAAAUGAGCUUAAGCUGUAAAGAAAUCCAAAUUUACAGGAUCAGGGAAGAUACAUUCAUUAAUGAGGUACAGUUUUUGAAUGUACUGGUAAUGCCUAAUGUGGUCCACCUGUGAAUCUCCCCAUGUAGAAUUUGCCCUUAAUGCAAUAAGGUUAUACAUAGUUAUGAACUGUAAAAUUAAAGUCAGUAUGAACUAUAAUAAAUCUGUAGCUUAAAAAGUAGGUUCACAUGUACAGGUAAGUAUAUUGUGUAUUUCUGUUCAUUUUUUGUUCAUAGAGUUGUAUAAUAAAAUAUGAUUGCUUAAAAACUUGUAUAGUUGUCUAGAUUUCUGCACAUAAAUGUACAUUUGAUGCUUUGAGUUGAAAAUGUUUUUUCCCUGUUAUUUACAUUUUGGUGGGUUUUUUAAAUUCUUACCUCCGUCAUGCAAUUUUGAAAAUUGUGUCCAGGAUUAAAAGUGCACAAAAGUAGUCUUUACAAUUGUAGCAUGGACUUUUAAAAAUUAUUUUAAAAUCAUAUUGAAAAUUAAAUCAGAAGCUGAUCAGCUUUAUUAUACACAGAAUUAUUCCUGUUUAUCUUUGCUCUUAGCCUUGUUAUCAAACAAGGUUUAGUUAAGAAGAUACGAAAUGUUUACAGUGUCAGCACUUAGAGUUUUUAAAAUAAAGUACGUGAAAAUAAAUAAUAGCUUUGGCUUGAGCUAGGAAGUACUGGGGAAAAUUAAAUCUAUUCCAAGUUUCUUUUGAACUUUGAAGUGUUUUCUGUCCCACUGCUAAUUAUAGCAGCAAAAUUGAAAUGAAUCAAUACUUCAACUGACUAUUAUAAUGUAAACUGUCACUUAGGUCAGCUGCCUUCAGAAUACUGCAAUAUAAUUGCAGAAAUGUAAUAAUAUUGGGACUGUUUCAUAGCACAAACUCGUCUUUACAGUGUUGAUCAAUGCAUCAGUUAAGAAAUAAUGCCACCUCAGGAAUUAACUGGCAUUGGGAACAUUCGCUUCAUUCUCCUCCCAUCCUCUUCAUCCACCAUGCACCCCUGCCUCUAUAAUCUCUGUAAGUACUUAAAAGACUUGUGAGCAAAACAUACUAUUUAUGACAGUUUAUCAAUGAUUUACGCUUAUGUGGCUGUUCAGUUUGUUCCCACGUAACCCAUUUGAUUUCAGUAUUUUGCCAGAUUUCUUGUAUUUAUUCUUCUUCAUUAUGCCUAUAAUGUGCAGCUUUGUAAUUGGCAUUUGCCUACUUUUCUUUCAUAAUUAGUGAUGUAUACAAUGUAAAACCACUAGUAAAGGUACCUUUUAAUACUUGUUAUUUUAUAUUGAAUUAGCCUUGGAGGUUGACUGUGCAAUGUUAUUUAAUGUUGUAAUUACUGUAAUAUCAACAUAUGGGCCCCAUCUGCACACUCUUGAGAAAUAGAAAGUGUAUUCAGAUUUUAUCAAAGAGAAAUAAAGCUGUGAUAAAUGCUGUAUUUCUAACCUACACUGGAAAGCUCUAAGUGUAGGUGAUGUGCCAUUCCGUAAUGGCUUCCAGACGAAGAUGAAUUUUACAUUCUGUACUGUACUGUGAUGUAGCUUUCUUCUGUAAUAGUUCUGUUCAAAAAUGAAGUGUAUUUUUGCCUUAGAAAAGGGUGAUGUUUGAAAAAGCAAAACAAAACUGUGUAGCCCCUUUAUACUCCAGUGUCCUUCAGAACGAGCGAUGCAGUCCUUUCUUCACUUUCACUGGUGCACACUGAAAUUUUACUUGAACAGUUCUCAUAAUAAAGCACUUGUCUUUGGCUCUUUA
Molecule: messenger RNA, 4102 nt
Organism: Ictidomys tridecemlineatus (thirteen-lined ground squirrel)
Lineage: Eukaryota; Metazoa; Chordata; Mammalia; Rodentia; Sciuridae
Source: RefSeq, a predicted model, not a curated record